GUGUGAUGAAACCGGCUUCAGCUUUUACAUCUUUUCGUAGUCAAGUACGCAUAACACCUGGAGCUGUUGUCUGUUCCGAAUGUGAACUAUCUGGUGAGAUAAUUAUUGGUGCAAAUACUAUUAUUCAUCCAAAAGCACGUAUAAUAGCUGAAGCUGGCCCAAUACAUAUUGGAUCAUUUAAUUUAAUUGAAGAACAAGUGGAAAUUGUGAAUAAAAUUCCUGGUUCCAUAAUGAAAAUUGGUGAUUACAAUGUGUUCGAAGUAGGAGCACAUUGUUAUGCCUUAGAAGUUGGUGAUAAUAAUGUUCUUGAAGCAAAGUGUCAUAUUGGAUCAAAUGUAAAAAUAACCCAUGGUUGUGUAAUUGGUGCAAUGUGUUCAAUGGAUUCUGGUGAAACAUUACCAGAAUGUACUGUUGUAUACAGUGAUGAAGGUCAUCGUCGUAUUGCAACUGAACGUCCAGCUGCACAAACCUUACAAUUAGAUUUUCUAACAAAAAUUCUACCAAAUUAUCAUCAUUUAAUGAAAGUUAGUCGAACUUCUACACCGAAACCAACUGAAAAACAAUAACCUCUCAUACAUUUGUUUGUUUCUUUCAUUCUUCCUUCUCUUUUGUAACUGACUUAUUUGAAAGGUUAUACAAAGUGGGUGAAAUGUUUAAUAAGUAUAAUCUCCGUCUACAUUUAUUUUUUAAUUUUAAAGUGGUAUCUAUUCUCUUGCUAUAUUUACUGUACUGUUUAUUGGCUGUGUAAAGCGAUAUAUCUGUACAAAUAAAUAUUAAUAUUAUUU
This is a messenger RNA of Schistosoma rodhaini, 785 nucleotides long. Lineage: Eukaryota; Metazoa; Platyhelminthes; Trematoda; Strigeidida; Schistosomatidae. The record is from the annotation of a GenBank genome assembly.